Messenger RNA from Frankliniella occidentalis (western flower thrips), 2019 nucleotides. Its product is annotated as chaoptin-like. Bases 1 to 2019 code for a protein of 672 amino acids. Gene Ontology annotation, cellular component: extracellular matrix. The transcript is spliced from 6 exons. Lineage: Eukaryota; Metazoa; Arthropoda; Insecta; Thysanoptera; Thripidae. Gene Ontology annotation, molecular function: protein binding. The record is from RefSeq and is a predicted model, not a curated record.
AUGCGUGACAGCCUCCCAUCGCAGUGCUUUAACGGGACGCUGGCGGUGCGCGAGCUGCGCCUGGACCAGAAUGCUCUGCGGGUCCGCAAGGAACCUGCCGCCGUCGCCAACCUGAGCCGCCUGCACUCGCUGUUCGUGGCCAACAACCGCCUGAGUGAGGUGCCCGAUGACGCGCUGCCCGCCUCGCUGCGCGCGCUCUCUAUCUCCGGCAAUGACCUCCACUUCCUGCCCGUCGGCGCUCUGCGGCGCUGUACCCAACUCGCGCACCUCAACGCCGGCUACAACGGGAUCCCGCGCCUGACGGACGGCGACCUGGAGGGCCCUGCCCUACGGCCCUUGGAGAAGCUGCGAUGGCUCGCCCUGGACAACAACGACAUUCGGGUACUCUCGCACGACGCGCUGCGGACGCUCAUCAGCCUCGAGUUCCUCAACUUGGAGGACAACCUGCUUUCUGAGCUGCCGCCGGGGCUGCUGGGUGAGGAGCACUCUAACCUGCGGGAGCUGCGCUUGGGCUACAACAUGCUGCGUGCGCUGCGGCCGGAGGCGCUGCGUCGGCUGCCCGCACUGCGAACCCUGGUGCUGGCCGGCAACCACAUCCACAUGGUGGAGUCGUCGGCGCUGGAAGACUUACCGCGCCUGGAGACGGUCCUGCUACGGGACAACAAGGUGUCCAAGCUGCAGCCGCGCUCCUUCGUGGACCUGCCGUCGCUGUCCAGCCUGGACCUCCACCGCAAUAGGCUGCAGGUGUUUUCGCUGAGCGCCUUCGUCAACGUGAGUCGUCCGGAGGCGCCCCUUACCCUCAACGUGUCGUGGAACCGCGUGGCCGAGCUGUACUCGGGCGGCACGGAGGGCGCGCCGCUGUACGUGCACACGCUCGACCUCAGCCACAACUUCAUCGCCGAGCUCAAGAGCAAGUUCCUGGUGGGUGUCGGGGCCACGCUGCGCCGCCUCCACCUCGCGCACAACCGCGUCAGCCGCCUGGACGGGCUCCUACUGGGCACGCUGCAGUCGCUGGAGCUGCUCUCCCUGGAGCACAACGACCUGGUGUCCAUGGCGCCCCGGGCCUUCCAGGGCUGCGACAUGCUGCAGGUGCUGCUGCUGGCGCACAAUCACGUGGCCUCCUUGCAGCCCGAGCAGUUCGCGGGCAUGGCCAGCCUGCGCGUGCUGGACCUGUCGCACAACCGCCUGCGUGCCGUGCCCCCGGGGGCGCUGUCUGGCACCGCCCUGGAGCGGCUCGACCUGUCCAACAACGCGCUGGGCGCCGUGCCGAGCGCCGCCCUGGCCGAGGCGGGGGCGUCGCUGCGCUCGCUGGGCCUGGCGAGCAACGCCAUCCAGCACCUUGACGGCACCGUGUUCCUGGCCACGCCCGGCCUGUGCCACCUCGACCUCGCCGACAACCGCUUGUCGUUCCUCCCGGACAACGUGUUCUCGCCGCUGGGCGCGCUGCUGUCGCUCCGUCUCGGGCGCAACCCCCUGCGCGCCAACCUGGCCGAGCUGUUCCACUACGUGCACGGCCUGCGGGAGCUGGGGCUGGACGCCGUGGGGCUCCGGGCCGCGCCGCCGCUCCCGCUGCCGUCUCUCGUCGCGCUCAACCUGUCCGGCAACUCCCUGCAGGUUGCGCCGCAAGGGGAGCUGCCUGCCCUGCGCUCCCUGCACCUGGCCGCCAACAUGCUGGGCGCGCCGCCCGACAAGCCCUUCCCACUCCUCAGCACCCUGGAUUUGUCCAACAACCGCAUUAGGGCGCUGGGCAGGACGAGCUUCUCUGAGCUUCCCCGUCUCCGGUCGCUUGCUCUCCGAUCUCUGCCGCUGGAGGUCAUGGAGACGGACACCCUUCAGCCGCUGCGGCUGCUGCGCGUCUUCGAGGCCGAGGCCUGGACGGGCCUGGGGCCUCAGGGACUCGGGAAGGUGCUAGCCUCGGCUCCGUCUCUGAAGAGCUUGUGCCUGCGGGACUACAGCCCACAGUGCAAUCAUGCACUGCAUACAAGGUGUUGCCGACGCAUCAGGGGCUCAACGGGCUAA